AUGAAGAGACCAUCAACGCCAUACAUCUUGUGGUGCAAGGAUAACUGGAACGAAAUCAAGAAGGAGAACCCAGAUUCAGACUUUAAAGAGAGUUCCAACAUUCUUGGUUGUAAAUGGAAGACUCUUAGUGCAGAAGAGAAGCAGACUUACGAGGACAAGUACAAGGCUCACAAAGAAGCUUAUCUCCGGGUUAUUACAAAGGAGAAGCGCGAGAGAGAAGCCAUGCAGCUACUUGAAGAUGAGCAAAAGCAGAAGACUGCAAUGGAACUGCCUGAUCAGUAUCACCACUUUGUUCAAGAAGCUGAACAUGACAAUAAGAAAAAUACAAAGAAGGUGAAGCUUCCCCUGAAGCCUAAACACCCCAUCUCUACUUACCUGAUCUAUGCAAAUGAGAGGAGGACUGCUUUACGAGAAGAUAACAAGAGUGUUAUAGAGGUUGCCAAGUUAAUGGGAGAGGAGUGGAAGAACUUGUCUGAGGAACAAAAUAUUGGUAUAGAUAAGGAUUAUCUAUUAAGUUGUACUUAUCUAGGAUAA
Molecule: messenger RNA, 534 nt
Organism: Eruca vesicaria subsp. sativa (arugula)
Lineage: Eukaryota; Viridiplantae; Streptophyta; Magnoliopsida; Brassicales; Brassicaceae
Source: the annotation of a GenBank genome assembly